AUGAGGAUAAGACAUCUUAGCAGCGGCGGCCUGCUCGCCUCGGCCCUCACCUCACUCACAGCCGCCAACUACGUGCCGCCUGUCAACUACGCAGCCGUCGAGCGCCGUGAUACGACAUGUCCAGCCAACUACUUCAGCUGCGAGAGCCAAGGCUCCGUCUUCGCGGGCGUCUGCUGCGUCAAUGGCCAGGCCUGCGCGCUGGACUCGGGCAAUAACCCGGCCUGCUGCCCAUUUGGCAAAGUAUGCACGGGCGCGGCACCGACGGCGACGACAGGACCAGGCGGCACGAGCGUGUCGUACGUGUCCAACUCGCUGUUCGCGUUCCCGGCGAUCGCGACGUCCUUCUCCAACGGCGGGGCGUGCGCGUCGGCGCUGUCGUCGUGCUCGGCCAACUACGCCCUGUGCACGUCGGACCUGGCCUCGGGCACGGGCGGCUACGCCGUCACCAUCGCGGUCCCGGGCGGCGGCGGCGUCACCACGGCGCCCACCCACGCCCGCCUCGACCUCGCCAGCGCCACCAGCGUCUGCGCCAGCCUCAGCUCCCAGGCCUGCCACGGCCUCGCCGCCGCCCGCUGCGAGACCACGGGCUCCGCCGGCGGCUUCUACGUCGGCACCGCCAACGCCGCCGGCCCGCGCGUCACGGGCGCGCCGUGCAUGGUGGGCAUGAUGGCCGGGGUUGGGCUGGGUGUGCUGGGCGCGGGAUUCUGA
This is a messenger RNA of Neoarthrinium moseri, 708 nucleotides long. RefSeq lists its product as uncharacterized. Lineage: Eukaryota; Fungi; Ascomycota; Sordariomycetes; Amphisphaeriales; Apiosporaceae. The record is from RefSeq and is a predicted model, not a curated record. The transcript has 2 exons. The coding region runs from base 1 to 708 and encodes 235 amino acids.